Molecule: messenger RNA, 456 nt
Organism: Cornus florida
Lineage: Eukaryota; Viridiplantae; Streptophyta; Magnoliopsida; Cornales; Cornaceae
Exons: 1
Coding region: 1-456 (151 amino acids)
Source: RefSeq, a predicted model, not a curated record
AUGAAGCACAAGCACUAUACCAAUGCUUGCUAUCUUUGCAUGUCUGACUGGGAAUCAAUUGACCAUUUAUUCUUCAAGUGCAAAUUCAAUAUUCUUAUUUGGGAGUUCAUUCAAAAUGUUGCUGGUUUCUACAUCAGACCUGAUUGCUGGGCUAAUCUUAUCUCAUGGUGCUCAACUACAUGGUGCAACAAAUACUUCAUUACUCACAAACUUCUUUUGUCUGUUGCUAUUUACUUCAUUUGGACCGAAAGAAAUGCCAGAGCCUUUAGGAAUAAAUCAACCAGUGCUCAACACAUCAUUUGUCUUAUUAAGGGCUACAUAAGAACAAGGCUUACUUCAAUGGCACUGAGGAAAAGGACUGAGCUUUACCAGAAAGAGACUACGGAAAAACUACACAAACUUUUCCUUGAAGGCUGUGCUUUUGCAGGAGGACACUCAUGGCGCCUAUCAGAGUAA